AUGAAAUUAUAUUCUGUUUUCAGAUCUGGGCAUUUUCUAGUUCUGCUUUGUCUUUUCACUGUAGAAGGCAAAAAGUCAGCUACAGGAAAGCAUACCUGCCGAAAAGGACUCCUCUCUCAAGUGACAGAGAACCUGUGUAUCAAGGCAACUAGUUUAAAAUCAUCUGUUCCUAAGGAUCUCAUCAAGAACACAAGACUGCUUAAAAAGACAACAAAAAUACUGUUUAUGCUUCCAUGUGCCCCAUCCACAAGGUUAACUUCUGCUGUCAAAAAAUUAAAGAAAACAUUUCUUAAGCUUGGAGAGAAGGGAAUCUACAAGGCCAUCCAUGAGCUGGAUAUUCUCCUUCCCUGGAUUCAGGCCUACAUACAAAGCAUCGUAUGA
Molecule: messenger RNA, 381 nt
Organism: Antrostomus carolinensis (chuck-will's-widow)
Lineage: Eukaryota; Metazoa; Chordata; Aves; Caprimulgiformes; Caprimulgidae
Gene: IL26
Product: interleukin 26
Exons: 4
Coding region: 1-381 (126 amino acids)
Source: RefSeq, a predicted model, not a curated record